AUGGUCCUACGUAACUGCUCCAACUUCUUGAUCAAGAGGAACAAGCCCACCUACAGCACAGAGUCCAAUGACCUCAAAGCUCUCAACUCCUUCCAUUACAAUGGGCUGAUCUAUUGCAAGACCCUGGGCAUGGAGCCAGGCCCCAACAAAAAGGAGCUCAGCAACAUCCGCAACAUGAUCCGUAAGAACAAGUACCAUCUGGACCUGCGCAUGGCCGCCAUCCACAGGGCAGCACCAUCCUGUGCAGCCAGAAGAAUCCUUGAUGGUGAAGAGGAAGUGUACCGCUCCACCAGAAGCCCCUGA
This is a messenger RNA of Elephantulus edwardii (Cape elephant shrew), 303 nucleotides long. Its product is annotated as 60S ribosomal protein L28-like. Lineage: Eukaryota; Metazoa; Chordata; Mammalia; Macroscelidea; Macroscelididae. The record is from RefSeq and is a predicted model, not a curated record. The transcript is spliced from 2 exons. Gene Ontology annotation, biological process: translation. The coding region runs from base 1 to 303 and encodes 100 amino acids. Gene Ontology annotation, cellular component: cytosolic large ribosomal subunit; ribosome. Gene Ontology annotation, molecular function: structural constituent of ribosome.